AUGGCAUCUGAGAGACAGCUACGAAGGAUGUCUCAAUCAAAAGCCCGACCUGCUCCCGUGAAGCGCUCCUCGAGCCUCCGGCGAGCGUACAAUCACCUUUUCCGCUCCGACUCAGCGACUUCGAGAGCCAGCCCCCCACCAAGACCUGAGCGGCUAAAGAGGGCUCCCACCGUACCCGCUGUUCCCGAGUCAAACCAAGCCCCCGAGGCGGAAGACGAUGCACUGCGACGAGAACUGCAACAAUGUCACCAAGAGCUCGAGGAGGCGAGGGAGAUGGUCAUGGCGCAGGACCAAGAGCUGUCAACUCUGGAGAGGAACGCACAGAGGAUGGAGAGACGCUACAAAGAGAAGGAGGCGGCUUUGACCAGGCAAAAGGCUUCUCUGGAAGAGAAUAUGGUAGCCGUGGUGGUGCAGCAGAUCAAAGAGGCUCAAAAGGCCGAACGACAGGCCGUGAGAGAUGAAUGUAAUCGAGAACACCAAGCGACGCUGGACAGCCUGCAUCACAAGUACAAGUCGAGGACAGCAAUUCUUACGCAGGAACUGGCAGAUGCUCGCGCCGGCGCCGAACGACUCAAAGCCGAUUAUGAAAAUCAGGUCACCUCACUUCGCACCGAGAUUGCCUCUCUUACCAAUGAUCUCGAAACCGCCAAGGCAGCCAUCGUUGAAACCAGCGACUCACUGAAGAACAUCCAGCAAGCAUCAACCACUGCUCUGGAGGAAUCGGAAAAGGCAAAUACAACGCUGAGGGCGGAGCUAGAAGAUCAAAUCGCCGCUUUGACCGAGGAACUCCAUGCUUCCCGGAUCGAGCAACAGAACGCCGGCGUGAGCCUCGAAGACCAUGCCAGGCGAUAUGCGGACCUGCAAAGCACAUCCUCAAAAGCGUUAGAAGAUGCAGAAACCUCGCUGGCCUCGAUACGCACAACACUAGAGUCUCAACUUGAAGCACAAGCCAAUGACCUUUCCUCUGCCAGAGAUGCACUGGAGACGUCGACCAAGGACAGAGAGGCAGAGAGAUCAGCACAGCAGCUUGUUCAGGACGAGCUAGCAGCUGCACGUGAUGAACUUGCCCAACUCACCGCCGAACUCCAGAGUCAUGGUGAGACGAAGGAAGCUUUAACCGCAGCGGAAGCGCGAAUCACCGAACUCACGAACGAUUUGCAAGUUCAUUCAACCACAAAAGCUGCCCUAGAAGCGUCGGAAGAGCGGGUCGCCCAACUCCUAGUAGACCUGGCGGCUUUUGAUGCUUGCAAGCAAGAGCUCGAGAGAGCACAGACACAGAUCGCACAUUUGUCAACCAACCUCGAAGGCUUUGCUGGGACGAAAGAAGCUCAAGAAGUCGCGGAGGCACGGAUAGCAGAGCUCUCCACCCAGCUUGAUGGAUACGAGCAUCUCAAAGCUGACCAUGAGACUACCAAGCGGAACCUCGAGGAAUCCCAAGCCAAGAUUGCCGACCUGACGACAGAGCUAGAGGGCUACGCCGACUUGAAGGAAGCACAACACAACGCAGAAGCUCAGAUAUCACAGCUCUCUGCCCAAAAUGAGCAGCUUACUUCAGACCACGAGGCCAGCAAGCGGGAACUGGAGGAAUCCCAAGCCAAGGUCACAGAGCUGACGACGCAGGUCGAGAGCCACGAAUCAAUGCGGGAAGAGCUAGCGGCGGCGCAGGAGAAGAUUGCUCAGUUGUCCGCCGACCUGGAAGAACAUGCUCAGCUUAAAGAAGACCGCGACGUACUGAAACAAGAGCUCGAAGAUUCUCAUGCCAAGAUCGCUGAUCUGACAACUCAACUUGAGGAUUACCACGCAGCUAAGGGAACUCUCGAAGCGGCUGAAUCGAGAGUCUCUGAACUCUCCGUUCAACUGGAAAGUCACACUCAGCUCGAAACAGAUUAUGAGGCUCUCAAGACGGAACUCGACACCGCUCACGCCAAACUUGCGGAUCUCGGAACGGAGCUCGAAGAGCACAAGAGUUUCAAGGCACAACUUGAAGAAGCCGAGUCAAAGAUUGCCCACUUCUCCACCGAGCUCGAAGAAUACAUCCAGUUGAAAGAAGAUUACGAGAAGGAGAAGGAACGUUCUGCAAGCCUUGCACAAGAUAUUGAUCGCCAUUUGGCCGCUGUGACUGCGGCAGAAGUAAAACAACAAGAAGCAGAGGCUCGAGCUGUUGAGGCAGCAGAAAAGCACAAAUCCGCCGCCGAUGAGAUCGAUGAUCACCUAGCCACCAUUGCGGCAGCAGAAGAGAAGCACAAGGAUGCUGAAGCUCGUGCUGUCGAGGCGAAAGAAAAGCACAUGUCCGCUCUUGGCGAGAUUGAGGCUCACCUGGCUGCUGUCACUGCAGCAGAACAGAAGCAAAAGGAAGCCGAAACACGAGCUGACGACCUCGAAGACAAGUACAAGUCUGACCUCGCCGAGCUCGAGAGUUUGAAAGAUAAUCUGGCCACAGCAGAGUCAGGCCAUGCGGCGGCAAAGGAACAAAAUGACCAGCUGAGAGGGGAUCUCGAAGCCGCUUCGGCUUCUCACGAGGCUGCACAGGCUGCCUUGAAUGAGGCGCAGGAGAAGGUACGCCCUCUGGAAGAGAAGAUUGAAAGUCUCGAGUCUCAAUUGACGGCGGUGACAAAGUCAAUGCAGGAGGAUCAGGAACAUGCUCAAGCGCAAGAAGCGAAACAUGCCGAAGAGCUCGCAGGGAUUGAAGCAGAGAAGAAUAGCUUGGCAGAAGGCAUGACGGCUCUGCGAGAAGCGCACGACAAGUUGGCUGCUGAGAUGCAAUCCGCGGAGGACUCCAAGAAAUCUGUUGAGGAGACACUUGCUGGCUUUGAGGAGGAGCGAUCGAAGUUCACCUCAGAGCUUGCCGAGCUCAAAGCAACUUUAUCAGACCGUGACAGCGAGCUGGAAGCUGUUGUGACGGCCCAGGGUGACGCACGGAAACAACUCGAAGAGGCAGAGGUCGCUCGACAUACCGUGAAGGAGAAAUUGGCCGCUGUCGAGGCCCAGCUCAGGUCAGUCGAGGAUUCACGUGAAGAAUUAGCGGAGAAGUGCAAGCAGCUCGAGGAAACUCAAACCAGUCAACAGGCCACGGAAGAGCAACUUGUUCGACUUGAGGAGCAACUGAAGUCCGCCCAGAGCUCGAAUGAGGAGCUGAACCAGAAGCUUGAUGAAGCUCAGACCAGCCGGCAAGCCUCAGGGGACGAACUAAGCGCACUUCAAGAGCACUUGAAGUCAUCUCAGACCUCGAACGAGGAGCUGACCAGGAAGCUCGAGGAAUCUCAAGCCAGCCAGCACACCUCAGAAGAAAAGAUUGCUGCGCUCGAGGAGCAACUGAAGUCCGCCCAGAGCUCGAACGAGGAGCUUGCCCAAAAGCUUGAGGAUGCAGAAGGUUCGAAUACGGCAGCCGCCAGCGAGAAAGCAACCCUUCAGGCGCAACAUGACGCGGCUAUGGAUGAGCUUAACAAGGAGCUAUCCUCAGCCAAGGAGGCACUGCAGAAGGCGAAAGAAGAAGCAGAUGCGACAAUCGCAGACCUCGAAUCCAAGUUCAUUGCCUCUGAUGCCUCUCACAAGGACGUCCAAGAGUUGCUGGAAAAGACUCGUACUGACGCCGAUCAGUCAAAGACAGAAAUGGAAGGCAAACUCGCAGAAGCCGAAGAACUCCACAAAGCCGCCCAAGAAGCGAUCACAAAAGCAAAGGCCGAUGCCGAUGCACUGUCAGGUGAUUUCGAUCAGAAACUAGCAGAAGCAUUGGCAAAUCAGAAAGCUGCCGAAGAAGCCCUGGCAAAAGCGCGAGAGGGGGUUGAAGUAUCCAGUGCUCGCGAGGACGAGCUUGCCGCAGCCUUAGCCGCCCAGAAAUCUGCAGAACAGGCCUUAGACAAUGCUCAGACCGAAGCUAAAGCAGCUGAAGAAGCCAGAGCCAGUCUAGAGGCGCAGUUACAGAGGGCUAAAAGCACAGAGGCUGAUGCUGAGAAGAGGCUUGCCGAAUCCGAGGCCGCUAAAGCUGAUUUCGAGGACAAGGUCAAAUCGGCCGAAGCCGAAAAGGCGAAUGCUGAACAAGAAGCCAAGCUUGUUAGGGAGAAAGUCAUGCAACUUCAGGCCGAUCUUGAGUCGGCCAAUCAAGAAAAGCUUGCCAUUGUGGAGAAGUCGUCCAAAGAGCUCGGGUCGACAGAAGCGGAGCUGAAAGCGGCCAUUGCAGCGAAGUCAGAAGCCCAAGACUACGUCAAGGAGCUCGAAGCCAAGCUGGAGGCUUUGAAGAACAACGACGAAGACUCAAGCCCCCACCUGAAAGAACUUGAAUUGGAGCUCGAGUCCCUCAAAGCAAAAGCACUCGAUGUCAACAAGAUCUCGGAGGACUUGGAGGCAAAAGAUCACGCCAUUCGCCAGCUGACCACCAGCAAAGACGAGACUGAAACGCAAUUGAAGGACGCAGAGAAUAAACUGGCGUCACUCCAAGAAGAAAUGGAUUCUUUGAAGGCGUCGACGAGAUCGUCAAACGAAGAGGCCGAAAAAUACCUCGAGAGAAGAGAGCAGGAGUUCAAACAGCACGCCGAGCAAACCACUCAAGAGCUCAAUGCGCUGCAAGAACAAUUGAAAGCCAAGCAAGACGACAUUGCAGAGCUGCAGGCAUGGAAGGCCAGGAUGGAACAAAAGCUGGACGUUCUUACUCCCUCGACAUCCCAUUCACCUGAUGUGGGUGAUAUCGAGGAUAAGACGUCCACGGUCGCAACCGUGAAUGGCGGGAGGGGAAAGAAGAAGAACAAAAAGAAGGCGAAGGCAGCGGCCGACUUCGAGGACGCCAUGCAGGAGGCAGCUGCAAAGGAGAACGGUGGGAGCGACUGA
Molecule: messenger RNA, 4821 nt
Organism: Cladophialophora carrionii CBS 160.54
Lineage: Eukaryota; Fungi; Ascomycota; Eurotiomycetes; Chaetothyriales; Herpotrichiellaceae
Exons: 1
Coding region: 1-4821 (1606 amino acids)
Source: RefSeq, a predicted model, not a curated record